Messenger RNA from Pestalotiopsis fici W106-1, 1176 nucleotides. RefSeq lists its product as uncharacterized. NCBI's taxonomy places the organism in Eukaryota, Fungi, Ascomycota, Sordariomycetes, Amphisphaeriales, Sporocadaceae. Gene Ontology annotation, biological process: riboflavin biosynthetic process. The coding region runs from base 1 to 1176 and encodes 391 amino acids. The transcript is spliced from 2 exons. The record is from RefSeq and is a predicted model, not a curated record. Gene Ontology annotation, molecular function: GTP cyclohydrolase II activity.
AUGGAUCGGAGGAAACAAGAGACAGAGCAGUGGCACGAGGAGACGGCCGACUUGCCGUCCUUCUACUCCCCGCGAUCGCGGCCUGUUGGCGACCAAGAAACCGCGGCACCCAACACUACCCAGCUGCAGCGGGACGGCCUGUCUCUCGCGGCCUUGUCUUCGCUCAAUGACCAGCCGAGGCCAUCCACUGCUGCCUCGACGCAUUCAGACGACCAAGCGCCUCCUCCGCCCUCGUUACUCUCUCCUCAAUUCACCCCGCCGGCGACACCGGGCACCGCAACGCCGUCGACGGAGCAGCCCCGAAGCGUUCCUGUAGAUUCCUCCCUGCCCUCUGGCGGAGCGGGAGUCAAGCGGCCGAAACUUCUCCAAACAUUGCCAGAAGUACAAUGUAUCGUCCGAGCACGAAUCCCGACCGUAACCGGAACCGAAAUGUUCCUGCACCUGUACACGAACAACGUGGACAACAAGGAGCACCUUGCCAUUGUCUUUGGAAACAAUAUCCGCAGCAAGAGUCUUGAUGCGCCACGGGAAGGAGAAACAGAGAUGGACCGAAUGGUCCGUGGCGCGUACACGGGCAGACUCUUCCCUGGACGAACGAGCAGUGGCAUGGCUGGUCCUUCAACGGCCGCCCCGCAACCAGAAACACCAAAUGGGCCACCUCUGGUGAGAAUCCACUCCGAGUGCUACACGGGAGAGACGGCAUGGUCAGCGCGGUGCGAUUGUGGUGAGCAGCUUGACGAGGCGGCUCGAUUAAUGGCUCUCCCUUCACAGACUAGAAAUGGUGGCAUCAUCAUUUACUUGCGGCAAGAAGGCCGAGGUAUCGGCCUGGGCGAGAAACUCAAGGCCUAUAACCUGCAAGAUCUGGGCUCGGACACCGUGGAAGCAAACUUGCUGCUUAGGCACCCGGCCGAUGCGAGAAGUUACGGCCUAGCUACUGCUAUGUUGUUGGACCUGGGCCAAGAGGAGGUCAGGCUGCUCACAAACAACCCAGACAAGAUUCGUGCAGUCGAAGGACCCAACAGAGAAGUCAGAGUCAAGGAGAGAGUGGCCAUGGUACCUUUGAGUUGGAAAGGCAAGGGUGGUUUUAGAAGCCAGGAGGUGGAAGGAUAUCUGAAGACAAAGAUUGAAAAGAUGGGACAUAUGCUGGAUAUGGGAGGAGUGCCUCCGACCUCGUGA